Molecule: messenger RNA, 2073 nt
Organism: Colletotrichum scovillei
Lineage: Eukaryota; Fungi; Ascomycota; Sordariomycetes; Glomerellales; Glomerellaceae
Product: heterokaryon incompatibility protein
Exons: 2
Coding region: 1-2073 (690 amino acids)
Source: RefSeq, a predicted model, not a curated record
AUGAUCUGCUCUUUUUGUCACCACGUCCUUGAGCUCAGGAAGGACUACGCGCUGAUCAGUAACAAGCGAGACGGCGCGGAUACCCCGAUACCACAUCACCGCGAUGGCACAAGUCUAACGGCCUCCGUGGACGCUGGAUGUUAUAUUUGCAAUCGACUUUGGGCCGCUCUGGAUGUCGAAGAGCGAUGCAAGGUCAGGCAGUCAAACGAUGAACCGACCAAACGAAAGACUCCAGCAACCGGGUCACCUCUCACUUCGGUGUUUUGGGAAGACGGAACAGCACUCGCAUAUCCCCGCGCCUUCUUACUAAAACUCGCUUUUGACCGAGGCAAAGUUUUGGAUCUGGAGAAAAGUCCACGGAAAGGGUUUUGGCGCGCAACUCUUCUGCUUCUCCCACAAGAAUUCUACGCGUCUCAACACCGAAUCAAGUCCCACUCCCGUAGUACAAGAUCCGAAGGGACCUUUCGUGUCGCACAGAGAUGGAUUACGGAAUGUCUAGCUGAACACCCACAAUGCGGUGCCAAACCGAAUGCAUCUACCGCUACGCAGUGGUACCCCAGUCGCCUCCUGGAUACAGGACCUCUAGACCAGGAGAGCUCAAGUUGCCGACUCGUCCUACCGAACAUCACCCCUAUCCGAGGCUCUUACGCGACACUUAGCCAUUGUUGGGGUACGAAGGGGUCUUUCAACCUUACAACAAGCAACUACGCACAACUACAGCAGGGAAUCGCAUUCGACACCCUCCCACCCCUAUACCGUGACGCCAUGGAAACGAGUCGUCGCCUUAACAUUCGGUACCUAUGGAUCGACUCACUGUGUAUUAUUCAGCAUGGUGAUAACUUCAUUGACUGGAAACAAGAAUCAAUGCACAUGGACAAGAUCUACUCGGGGUCCUUCGUCAACAUCUCAGCGGCCGAUGCCCCAGACGCGAAUCACUCCCUCUUUCACGACCGCCAUCCCGAUGCUCUGUGUUCGCAGAUUGUAGAGCUUCCUGUUGGUUCACAAACUAAUCGCUUUUUAUUAACGGACUAUUACUUCUGGAGGACAGAAGUUUCCAGCGCGGUCAUAAACACAAGAGCCUGGGUGCUCCAAGAGAGACUCCUCUCUCCUAGAGUGCUUUACUUUGGUCAACGGCAAAUUUUAUGGGAGUGCCAUCAAAAAGAAGACGCUGAGAUCUAUCCGGAAGGCUUACUGAUAGACCUGUCUCGGUUUCCCAGUCGGUUCAAGGGCUUCUGUCACAACCAAUUGGGCUGGAGACCCCGGGAUCACGGCGAUCUAUCAAAGUACCAUUACUGGUGCAACAUUGUGAAUACCUACACUCGAGCUAAGUUGACAUUCCCGGGAGAUAAGUUGAUUGCACUUUCAGCUGUCGCGAAGGCUGUGAGAGAGUUACUACAGGAUAGCUAUGUUGCAGGGAUGUGGCACCGCUCUCUAAGGCGGGAACUGCUGUGGUCUGUCGCUGUCGGCGAGGCGCAAGCUAGGCCAUCAGUCUAUCGAGCCCCAAGUUGGUCUUGGGCGGCGGUAGAUGGACACAUUACUCCGGGUAUCAUGGAUGUCGAAGCAGUGGAGAUGUUGAUCGAGGUACAGGAUCUACAUCUCGACUAUGUUACAAGCGAUACAACAGGCCUGAUCAGCGGUGGAUGGCUACAGCUCUGGGGAAGCCUCAAGACACUUGAGCUUCUGCCGGAUGCCUUGUUCAGCAGUCAUAGCAACAACUACGAGUUCUUGAUGAUGGUUGUCAAUGGCGUUCCGGUCAGUGUCCGUGCUGAUUCGGUCAUGAAAGAGUAUCAACCACACGUCUACCUCGAUGACAACCAGCAGUUCGUCAGCACACAGAACCAUCGACCGGAACUAUUCUGUAUGCCAGCAAGAACCAGACCCGGCAAUGACGGGAACAUCUACGUGCUAUUGCUGCAGCUUGAAGAUAGAAAAGACGGCACCUUUCGUCGCAUUGGAAUCGCCCGCGGUUGGGGCAAGGAGUUGAGGGAGAGCUUGCUAGCAAGCAAUGCGGAAGAGAGUACCUUGCCGUGCGUAAAGUAUGAGGGAGGUCGCCACCUAGUGCGGAUCGUUUAG